CUGUGCACCCCCACCUUUUCCCGCAACUUCCGGGCCAAAUCUUCUAGCGUACUUGAAGCUGUUCCUUGGCUUCCCUGCGUCGUCCUCGUCCUCAGGCCGUUUCCGGCCCGCCAAUCGCCGAUUGAAUUCCGUACACUUGUUUCCUAGAUUGUAACUUCAUCCAGCGAAUUUUGAAUCUAGAUAGGGUAUUGUGGAAGGUUCUCAUUUUUGUUGCAAUGCUACAGUGGAUGGGUGGAUCAAGACGGAAAGUUGUCACUUCAAGGAAUUCAACACUAAAAAGGCAAAAGCAGUACUUUGAGCAAAGAAAACUAAAACACCAGCAUAGUCAGGCAGAUCUGGAAAAGUACUAUGGAAGUAGCCCAUGUAAUCAGCAACACGAAAAUAAUACAUCACUGGAUGUUCUUAGUCUGCUGAACCUUUCAGCUGUUUCCAAAGAACCUAUCUCAGGAAACAUUGAAGGUGUUACUCCCUCUCCAAACUAUCAGACCAGGUUGUGUCCUCAAACUGCUCAAGCCAAUGAAGUUACUCAAAUUAGUCCCCUUAGGAUCAAGCCGGAAGGUAUUGCUUCCACAACAGGUAUGAAGUAGUGUUUUCAGCAAGUUACAUGUAAUUGUCUGUAAUUUGAAUCCAAUUGAAUUACGAUUCUAUGUGCUUGCAGAAAGUUCUGCCUGUGAUCUUUCUGAUACUGUAUGUCCAAGAAAGUAAGCAUAAUGAGCUUCAAAAUUUUGAAGCAUUGGAUUAUCUAAUUCAUUGAUUUCAUUUGUAUAUAUAGAUAGCAUUAGUGGAAUACUAAUUGGCAGCACAUCUGAUUGAUUGUAUCUACCACCUUGAAGUUAUCUAACUUGUGAGGGAUAUUGUUUGAUAUAUCUGCUUCUUCACACACUUCCAUUUGCUUGCUGUUUUCACGGAGAUGCAUCAUUCCUGUCCUUCACAUUAAUGGCGCUUCUACAAACUACUCCUUUUAUUACUAUUUUUCCAUCAUUUUUUCCUUUUACAAAAACCAAUUGUUUAGUACCUGCCAGUUUUCCAGUUGGUGCGCCUGAAUCCAAGGGGAAAAAGUUGAAAUGUGAUUGGAACACCUUAAAUCAAUCAAAGAUGUCAACAGAGCACCCGCUAUCUGUUAUUGAUAUUUUAGGUGAUGAUUGUCCAAAUAGCAACCUUGAAGAAAAUGUUGGGCAUGAAGCUCAUGUUGCCUUUUCAAUUCAAGGUCUAGGUAAAGUGGACACAGAAACACCUGUUCAUUCACCAGAGAGGCCUGGAAGAAAUUUCUCUUAUGGACAGUAUCUACCAUUGAAAGAGAGGAUGAAAACUCUCUCGUCAGUCAAAACUACUAGCAGGCCUGACCUCAAGCAUAAAUUGGAUGCUGUCAUGAGGGACAUUGGAACAUCCAUAUACAGAAGUCCAGUAGAACCAUCUUUCAGAUCUAUGGUCUCUGAUGAUUUAUUUGGCAGCCCAAGGCAGGACUUGUUAUCUAACAAAAUAUCAUCUCCAGUCACUGAUUAUGAUACUAAUUUGGAGGAAAUCUUUGAAGCUGGGGAGCUCUUUGGCAAAGAGAGAAGAAAGAACAUUCAGAAUGCAACUUCCUCGGGUCUAACUUAUGGGAUUAGUGACCAAGAGGAAUAUGGUUUACCUUGUAAGAACGAGUUAGAUCAAAUGGAGUUUUGUUCAAGUAGUCAACAUGCGGGUAGAAGUUACGAUCACCAAGAUUUAUCCUUUAACGAGACCCACCAGUGGAAGAAAAGCACCAGCAUGCAAUCACCAUUUGAGAUCAAUUACCAAGGCUGCCCUUCUUUAUAUUCCAAGCGCAAGAUGCAACAGUACUUUGAAGAUUCAGACCCGAAUAUAAAAUGCAACUACUCUAUGGGAACCAGUGAAUAUCGUUGUGUGGACAACAAAAAGCAGAGAGCUUCCUCAUUCUCUGCAAUUGAUGACACCAUGGGUUGUUUCAGUUUUCGGAGUGAAGAAUCAUGCUUCUUUUCAGCUGCAGUGAAAGGUGAUUUGUUCGAAUGCCCCAGAAACCGCCAUGACAUGCAUCUUCAUAAAAAGACGAUGGAGACCAAAACCAGAUUCUGCAAUGAUAGCUGGCCAGGAAGCUUCUCAGAUUACCCAACUACUGCUAAAAAAAGAUGGUUUGAUCCGAAUCCCCAUCGGUUCUCAGAUGAAAUAUUCAAUGCAAACGAAGAAGACAUUAUGGGUGGACCAGAUCCCUAUAACGAACAUCCAUUUGCUGCUCAACCUCCACUACUUUUCAAGAAACACAGAGGUUUUCCUGGUGAACGCUCACAUUGCUACAAAAGAAUGUCGGAAGAACCUAGUAUCAUCCCGAAACCAGCCAUAAUCAUAAUCUCGAAUGGUAUAUCUGGUGGAUCAAGUGUGCCAGGCCGAUUUCAGACUUCCCAGGCUAGCAUUGUUUCAUCAUCAUCCGACCUGGAAGACAAGUGUGGUGACACUAGAAAGGAACCAAGAUGCAUUACUCCUAAAGCAUCUGUGAAUACAAAUGCAUCUAAACCUAUUGAAUAUGGUGACGAGGCUUCUUCUUGUGCAGAGUUUCCGGCAGCAUCUAAGGAAGUUCAUGGGUCUGGAGAUCCGAGUAACGAUAUAUCUUAAUAACGCGAUUUGUUACUGGGUUGGCUUUAAUAAACUAAAAACAUAGUUUAAUGUUACUCUUAUUGAAUUGGGUUAUCUUCUACGCACAAGGCUUAACUUCAUACACUUGUACCAAAAUACUUGCACACUGGGGCUUAACUUCAUACUUUUGUACCAAAAUACAUAACACACUGGCUCCAUUGAUCACUUCUUUACUCUCCAUCUUAGAAGAUUCCUGUUCUCC
Molecule: messenger RNA, 2830 nt
Organism: Cuscuta epithymum
Lineage: Eukaryota; Viridiplantae; Streptophyta; Magnoliopsida; Solanales; Convolvulaceae
Source: the annotation of a GenBank genome assembly